Molecule: messenger RNA, 1259 nt
Organism: Boleophthalmus pectinirostris (great blue-spotted mudskipper)
Lineage: Eukaryota; Metazoa; Chordata; Actinopteri; Gobiiformes; Gobiidae
Gene: mtap
Product: methylthioadenosine phosphorylase
Exons: 8
Coding region: 125-967 (280 amino acids)
Biological process (GO): nucleoside metabolic process
Cellular component (GO): cytosol
Molecular function (GO): S-methyl-5-thioadenosine phosphorylase activity
Source: RefSeq, a predicted model, not a curated record
GAAAAUGACACGUGGGUAACGGAUGCUAAAGGCUGUAAUUUCUUCCGGAACAUGACGGAAAAAUAACUAGUUUUUCUUUUUUUCUUUUUUUUUUUUUUAACAAGAAAAGCAAGCGAUUUGAAUCAUGGCAUCAUCUCAAACCAUUAAGAUUGGAAUUAUUGGAGGCUCUGGUCUAGAUGAUCCAGACAUUUUGGAAGGACGCACCGAGAGAUAUGUGGACACUCCCUAUGGAAAGCCUUCAGACGCUCUUAUUCUGGGAAAGAUCAAGAAUGUUGAAUGUGUUCUCCUCGCAAGACAUGGAAGACAGCACACCAUAAUGCCCACCAAUGUAAACUAUCAGGCCAAUAUCUGGGCGCUGAAAGAAGAAGGCUGCACACAUCUGUUGGUGACGACUGCCUGCGGCUCACUCAGGGAGGAGAUACAGCCCGGAGACAUUGUCAUCAUUGAUCAGUUUAUCGACAGGACGACUAAGAGAGCCCAGACUCUGUACGAUGGACAGCAGAGCAGUCCUCCAGGAGUCUGCCACAUCCCCAUGGCUGAACCAUUCUGCAACAAAACAAGAGAGGUUUUGGUGGAGGUGGCGCGAGGUCUUGGGGUAAAGUGUCACGUCAAAGGGACCAUGAUCUCCAUCGAGGGUCCCAGAUUCUCCUCCCGAGCUGAGAGCCUCAUGUUCCGUCAGUGGGGCGCCGACGUCAUCAACAUGACCACGGUGCCGGAGGUGGUACUCGCCAAAGAGGCCGGCCUGUGCUAUGCUAGCAUCGCCAUGGCAACAGACUAUGACUGUUGGAAGGAGCACGAGGAGGCGGUCUGUGUCGACAAUGUGCUCAAGACAAUGAAAGAAAAUGCAAACAAGGCCAGCAGCAUCCUCCUCACAGCCAUCCCACAGAUCAGCCAAAUGGACUGGGGACAGACUCUGGUGUCCUUAAAAUCAAUGGCCCAAUCUGCAGUUAUGUUACCAAAACAUUAAGAGUGUGUAAAAACUUGGACAAUUUCUCCUGGAAAAGUGCUCACUAGUUUUUGGUUGCCGGCGUCUGAAGGACUGUUCUUACAAACUCCGUUAGAUUUUUGCCUUAGAUAACCCAUUCACUUUUUUCAAUUACUUUCCAGUUAUUUAGUUUCAGUUAAAACACCAUAACCAGUAUUUUGUAUUAAGACAAGUGAUCUCUCAAUCCACUUUAUACCUCCAACGCUGGUCCCCAUUUCUGUUUUGUUUUGUUUGUUUAUUAUUCCAUAAAAAUAAAACACAAAUCUAGCUUGCA